Trematomus bernacchii (emerald rockcod) is the source of this 1251-nucleotide messenger RNA. RefSeq lists its product as uncharacterized. The transcript is spliced from 2 exons. Bases 134 to 676 code for a protein of 180 amino acids. The record is from RefSeq and is a predicted model, not a curated record. NCBI's taxonomy places the organism in Eukaryota, Metazoa, Chordata, Actinopteri, Perciformes, Nototheniidae.
UCAGGCACACACAGAGAGAGGAGUCAGCACAGCGGAGCGUAAAAACUUACACUGUGGUUGCAGGCACAUUUAGAGAAGGUUAAACUUCUCCUGUUAUUACCAACUAAGAGAUAUUUGCAUAGAUAACCUGGACAUGGCCCUUGGCAAAGAGAAGCUGCAGCUCUUGUUUCGUUUCGCCCUGGUGUUCUCGGUGGUUCUGACCUCAGCUCUGAGAACCCUGGAUUCAGACCAGGAGCUGCAGGAUAGCGGUUUCGGUCGCCCGCCGCCUCGCCACGGCCUCAAGCUGCUGGGCUGGUACGUUCAGGACUGCCUGGACAACAACAUGCGGGCUCUGUGUGAUCCCACUAAAGGAGAGUUUGGAUUUCACAUGUUUCAGAACCGUAGGCCUCAGAAACUGCUUCCAAUAAUAGAGGACGAAAAGCAAUAUGCAUACUACACCAUCGGAAACCUCCACUCUUCACAUGCCAAGGACCUGCCCUUUGAAGUCAAGAGGUACUACAACCGCAGUGACCCUAAAAGCAACAUGGACAGAGUUUUGGUGAGAUACAACAUCAACAAUAAACACAUUGACCAAAUCUACGCAUCUGCACAUUACGAUCCAAACGAGACGUACAUUAUUGGCCCCAAUCUUCUUGCCUUUCUUCGACAACAGCCCUACAUUAGCAUAGAGAUGUGACUUCUGAUGUCAAACUCUCUGUGACAACUUUAAUAGCUCCGUGAUUCAUUCCUCCAGAGAUAUAUGAUGGAGUUUCAACAUUCAUUAAACAAUGUGGAUUUGGCUGCUGCUUUUCUUUGUGGUCUGAUUGCAAGAAAAGUGAAAUUUUUGAUGAUUAUAUUUCCUGAAAGUCAAGUUGCACAGUAUGCCUACUUUUAGAAUAUACAGUAGAGAAUCCAUAGAAAAGUGUCUUUGACCAAUCAAAUAAAUGUUCGAAUGGGCUGCUUUGGUGUGUGUCUAUGUGUGAACAUUUCUGUUCAUUAAAACUUUGGUCUUUUGUACCUGGAUUGGGGCAUCUUUCAGCUUAGAUCACAUUGUAAUAUUCACAAAGGUUUAUCCCAUCUAAUUGCUGGGGGCUUGCAACACAAGGACAUUGUCAAGCCCUUGGGUAUAUUUGCAGUUUCCCCGCUUGAAAGGGAUGGUACAGUCCAUAGGAGGUUUUAACUGGGUUUCACUCAUACAAUGACCACAACUUUGUUUUCUUUUGGGUUCUUCUUUACUUUAGUAAAGUUGUAAGGUGAAAAACCUUAAAUGAA